GAGGGGAACGGAAGACGGCUCUGGUUGGGAGGAGAAGGACGCGAAAAGGUGUUGUCACAAACCUUGGAAUACAGAGAAAGGAAAGUUGAUUUGACUGGGCAAUGAUCAGAGAGACAAUGAAGGCCUGGAGUGACAGUCAGUUGGACCUUUACAACAGUGACCUAGAAGAAGAGGAAGAGAUGAUUUUUGGAGAAAAUGAAGACGACUUGGAAGAGAUGAUGGACUUAAGCGACCUGCCUACCUCACUCUUUGCUUGUAGUGUUCAUGAAGCAGUAUUUGAAGUUCAAGAAGAAAAGGAAAGAUUCGAAGCGCUUUUCUCCGUCUACGAUGAUCACGUUACAUUCCAGCUUUUUAAAAGCUUUAGAAGAGUAAGGAUAAACUUUAGCAAUCCGGAAGCGGCAGCGAGGGCACGGAUAGAACUGCACGAGACUGACAUCGGUGGGAAAAAGCUGAAGCUGUAUUUUGCUCAGGCCCAGAUGCCCAGCGAAGCGGGAGACAAAUCUUACCUCUUGCCCCCGCAGCCUGACAAGCAGUUUCUGAUUUCACCGCCUGCCUCUCCACCUGUAGGAUGGAAACAGAGUGAAGACGCCACACCUAUGAUAAACUAUGACUUGCUCUGCGCUGUUUCAAAAUUGGGCCCUGGGGAGAAGUACGAGCUUCACGCAGGAACAGAGUCCACCCCGAGCGUGGUCGUCCACGUGUGCGAAAGCGAAACGGAAGAAGAGGACGAAAUUAAAAACCCCAAACAGAAGAUUGUGCAGACGAAGCGCCCCGACCCGCCACCCACGUUGCUGAGCGAAACAAAAACUUUUGAAUGUCCACUGGAGGUAGGGGGUGGGAUGCACUUUUGAUCUGAGG
Molecule: messenger RNA, 858 nt
Organism: Euleptes europaea (tarantolino)
Lineage: Eukaryota; Metazoa; Chordata; Lepidosauria; Squamata; Sphaerodactylidae
Gene: RCAN3
Product: RCAN family member 3
Exons: 5
Coding region: 102-851 (249 amino acids)
Biological process (GO): calcium-mediated signaling
Cellular component (GO): cytoplasm; nucleus
Molecular function (GO): calcium-dependent protein serine/threonine phosphatase regulator activity; nucleic acid binding
Source: RefSeq, a predicted model, not a curated record